This is a messenger RNA of Pyrenophora tritici-repentis Pt-1C-BFP, 1593 nucleotides long. Its product is annotated as PotE, Amino acid transporter. Gene Ontology annotation, molecular function: transmembrane transporter activity. Gene Ontology annotation, biological process: transmembrane transport. NCBI's taxonomy places the organism in Eukaryota, Fungi, Ascomycota, Dothideomycetes, Pleosporales, Pleosporaceae. Gene Ontology annotation, cellular component: membrane. The record is from RefSeq and is a predicted model, not a curated record.
AUGGCAAUCUUCAAAGACUCGAAACCGCGCGUCUCUGUCGCUGAAUUCGACAUUGGAAUCAGUAGCUCCCAAGAUGCCGAGAGACUGCAAGUAGGCGCAUUCGGUGGUACAAACCACGAUGCUUCCGAUAUGCAUAGGAUGGGAAAGAAACAAAAGCUUCGGCGAAACUUCCGCCUAAUUUCCAUGAUAGGUUUUGUGGUUGUACUCCAGUCAACGUGGGAGAAUACACUUCUUUAUACUUACUUCGGGAUAUACAAUGGAGGCUCAGCAGGUAUUAUCUGGAUGAUGAUCAUCACAUGGCUUUUUGUCCUGGCUUUGGUUGCCUCUCUCGCCGAAAUGGCAUCAAUGGCACCGACCGCUGGCGGUCAGUAUCAUUGGGUCAGCGAGUUUGCACCGUCAUCGUUCCAAAAGUCACUCAGCUACAUCGUGGGUUGUGCCACGACGGUCGGUUGGAUUGCCGCUAUUCCUGCAUGCGCGCAAAUGCUUUCGAAAUCCGUCAUCGGUAUGAUCCUUCUUGCAUACCCAGAUUCCAACAUAGGACAGAUAUGGCAUAUUACACUCCUCAUGAUGCUAUUCAUCAUCCUCAUGGUCGGAUUCAACAUCUUCUUCACGAAGCGCCUGCCACUUGUCGAGGUCUGCAUGCUGGUACUGCAUGUAAUCGUCUUUUUCGCUUUCUUGGUCAUAUUUUGGACAAUGACUAAGCGCGAACCUAUGAUGAAUGUUUUCACGACAUGGAACAACUAUGGAGGGUGGAGUUCACAAGGUCUAUCGGCAUUUGUCGGCUUAUCCACCCCGCUCUGGUGUUUCAUCGGACCUGACGCUGGAGCUCACAUGUCCGAGGAGUUGAAAAAUGCUUCUUCUUCACUUCCCAAGGCCAUGAUGUGGGGCGCAUUUCUCAACGGGAUCCUUGGAUGCAUCAUGAUGAUCACCUUUAUGGUGUGCGGUGGUGCUUCAGAAGGUGUCAUAGCGUCUAUGACUGGCCAACCCGUGCUACAGGCCGUCUAUGAUGCGACGGGCUCCAUCACAGGUACGGAAGUUAUGGGAGCUUUACUGAUCAUCCUGGUCUUCUUCGCUGCCGUCUCUGUUACUGCUGCAUCUUCGCGUCAGAUCUGGUCUUUUGCUCGAGAUAGGGGACUUCCAUUUUCCCCAUGGAUUGAGCAAGUGCCCGCUAAUAAGGAUACUCCCGUCAACGCCUUGCUCGUCUGUUUGGGCUUAGCGCUCGCGAUCACAUGUAUCAACUUCGGUUCAGACGUCGCCCUAAAGGCAAUAGUUUCCAUGUCGAACGUGGCGCUAAUAUUGUCCUAUAUCAUCUCGAUUGGAUGCGUUCGGGCUAAACGACUCCGAGGUGAACCUCUGCUUUCCCGACGCUGGAGCUUGGGCAAAUUUGGGGGUGUUGUCAAUGACCUCGCUCUCGGUUUCUUGUUUGUAUCAUUCUUGUUCUCUUUCUUUCCUAUGAUACCGAAUCCUACUGCCAUCGACAUGAACUGGGUAUCAGUCAUGUUUGGUGCGUUGGUAAUUUUUGCCACAGUCAACUACUUUGUUAGUGCGCGAAAGAGCUAUACUGCCCCGGUGUCGCUGGUGAAGAAAGAUUAG